Molecule: messenger RNA, 27505 nt
Organism: Xyrichtys novacula (pearly razorfish)
Lineage: Eukaryota; Metazoa; Chordata; Actinopteri; Labriformes; Labridae
Source: the annotation of a GenBank genome assembly
UUUUUUCUUUCUUCUUCUUUUUUAAUCAAUAAUGUACAUACUACAUACCAUUUGCAUUAUGAACAUGUUCUAGGCACAGAUACAAAAAAUUAAGACAGUAAAGAUAGAUAAUGUCACAGACAAAAUACAUAAUAUGAACAAUAAAAUAAAUAGCUUAAAGAAUUGGAGCUUUUAUUGUAAAUUGUACAACACUGAAAAAGGUUCUUUGCAUUCAUAUGUUCUGUGACUUUAAUGUGUAAUAUGAGAAAGAAACUAAUUGAGAAACACACAGAUCUUGGAUGUUAUUAUCAAAUAGCCUACUUAGAUUUGUGUGUAUCAUACUACCUGUAUAUUGAAAUAGUGUUCACCAAAAAGUCAGUCUUUUUGUCCAUGAAAAUUCCAUACAAGCAAAACUCUUGGCUUUCUGAUUUCAUGAAUUUGCUCAUAAAUGUCUGGGUUUAACGCCAUUAAGUUGAAGGUUACUCAACUUUCAUUUUUGGACACGCAGAUGUCUAAAUACAGAUUUGUCACUCAUAAUGCAUCAGCUAUAAUGGAAAUAACAGGGCAUUAUUAUCGUAUUGCUGCUGAUUCUUGCUGACAGUGCUAUAGAGCGUGGGUUCAUACAUUGAGUCGAGAUUGACACAAACUCCGAACAUUUGCAUACACUCGCAUUUUCCCACUGCAUAGCGGAAAUAUAUGAUCCUGCAUCAUCCACCCUCUGCUAGUUACUCUGCUGUCAUCUCGGUACCAAGGAGUAACUUUCUGUCGUGGGGCCGGGUGGACUGCGACCUUCUCGGCAGUUCCUUUUCUGUUUUCCUCUUUCCUCCGGUCGGCUGCUGCUAUUCCUCCACGGCAGCGGGAGGUAAGAGGGAAGUGUUCUGUGGUGGGACAAUCUGGUGCUAGCUUUAGGCUAACUUAGGCUAAAUCGGGAGCUAAUUAUUUUAGCACCUGACACGUCCACUGUCCAACAACCAUCAUGUGCAUUUGGACAUUACGCAUGUGGCGUUUGAUUGUUUGCCGAAGAUAGCGGUAAAGGCUCUAUAUGAAUGUACAUUAAAGGAAAUCUUCCCCCUAAAUUGAAGUUAGGCUUCUAGAUUUGUUGUUAGCUAAGCGAAGACAGACUGUCUCGUUGGCCGUACUUAGUUCUUAAGCUUCCUGCGUCCUUCAAAUUAAAAGCACAUAUUUAGUCUCCGCCAGAAUGUGCAGAAAUAGAUAUUUGCACAAAUGUAAGAAGCUCACCUUGUAUUGCCCGAAAUUUCUCACUAAGGUUAUUUAACACAAAGUCUGUGCCAGACUUUGCUUGGAUGUCCAAUGUUAGGCUGGCAUCACAACUACAAUAACUGCAUUAAACUAAAUGUUAGAAUAUUUAAGUUUAAUCCCCAAAGGAGGGAGACAAACAUGGAAUUCACUCUAACACGCUUUUAUUCUUUUUGUUGUAGUAGUUAUAAUAAUAAUAAUAAUAAUAAUAAUAAUAAUAAUAAUAAUAAUAAUAACCAUAAUAAUAUGUGUUAUUAUUGUUUACAAUAAUAUUAAUGAUAAUGUCGUAUUAAUCAAUUGUAUUUUAAUUGUCGUUGUUGACGGGAUCUUUUUCCUGUUGUUGCCAUUUCUGUAAGCGAAACCCUGUUACAGAAAAUAUAUGAUCAAAUUCGUUCGAUGCUCAAAAAGGCAUCUUUUGUGCCAAUACUUCCGUUUACUAUUUGACUCUUACUGUUAGCUUUACACAAAGAACAGCCAGCUUUCGAUGUGAGGUUGAUACUCACCAGACAGAGUUGACGGUGUUAGCCUAGCCAAUAUAGCAUUUAGCGGGUCAGCUGUUGUUGUGUGCUUGGCAGCAUGCUUAUAGAGGCAUCUUAACCGCAACAUAUUGCAGUAACUCUCCUGUCUGACUCUGAAGAGGUCCGGCCGCGCUGAACUCCGCUGAGCCAUGCGACAGUGGUGUGUCCCCGUUGCGACCUCUCGCUCCGAACCACUCCCGGGGCGCCUGUCUGUAUCACCCCCUCCAUCAGGUAUGUAUCCUGUGAAAGACUGGAAUAUCUAUAAACUACCCUUUUAACCAAAGCCUGUUCGCUGAUUUGUUUUACUUACUAUUGCGCAGCAAGAACCUGGUAAAACACUGCUUAGUUUGGCAGACUUGCAUUGCGAUGGCCCUGAUUUGUACCAGUCUGUCCUGGAUUCACUUAGUUUGAAUCCAUGUACUUGGCCAGAGUCCCCAAGUUUACUUUCUCUUGUUUUAUUAUCAAUAGUGGGCUAUGUACAGUAGACUAAAUUUGAGGCACGAUUAGGCAGAAUGUGGCAAACUACUUAAAAAGGAGGAAUAAUACGCCUGUUAUUCACAUAAAAAACAGUGUUUCAGGUGAAAGAGUAUGUUCAAAAUUCUGGUUUCUCUUGUUAUUUAACACUUCAUCAUUUUUCUAUGUGGACAUGUCAUUAUUUCAUUUUUUAAGUAAGAUGUAAUCUUUAAUAUCAUGAUCUGCAUAGUUAAUAGAAAACAAGAAGGCAACUUCUAUCACUCCCCACAACCUGAAAGCUAAAAAGGGGGAUUGAAAGAUAUGACAAGGCUAAGUGGACAUGAUGUUAGGUUAUGUAUGCCAGGGUGAUCUUACUUUAAUUCCACCCUGGACAGAUGAAGCAAGGUUAGCCUCAAGUGUCUUUGCCAAGUAUUUGAAAGGUUGCCAAACUUUUGAAUGACCCAAGGGUUCUUCAGAGGAGAAUGCAGUCUUUUUUUUGUGUACCUUAGUUCAGUUCCUCAAACAAGUCUUGUUUUUUUCAGUGUUAUUUGGAAUUCGUAUAGCAGAACUCUUUAAGUCUGUUUUUUUUUCCUUGUCUGUUUUAUUCAAAGUGUUGUAUUAAGCUAAAUGAAUCCUAACAAAGGAAGUGAAGUCUUUGAGCUCAGCUUUGCAUGCCUUUUUUAUUUGGGCUUUUUUUCUAUUUAUAAUCCUUGAAUCAUUUUUGAGUUUGUCUAAAGGUUCUGACAAUGUGACCAAAGACAAAUAUAGCAGUGUUUUAUGAUGGUAACACUUUGUAAAGUCACACUUUGUGGUACUGUUUAUCUUGUGAGAAAUGAACUUAAGCAUGCAGUUUUGGUGUAUUCAUAGGACUACAGUUGGUUAAUAUUCUUUAAAAACUGCUCUUGAAAUUGCAAGUCUCAGAUGCAAAAUUGACACACCAGAUUGUAUACAGAUGUCAGAAUGGAGUGCGGUGAGGUGGAGCCACGCUACACUAUAGAACAAAUCGACCUUCUGCAGCGGCUGCGCCUCUCUGGCAUGACCAAACCUCAGAUUAUCCAUGCAUUGGAGUCCCUGGAGAGGCUUGACCCGGACCACCGGCCGCCACACUCUGAUUCUCACUCUACCCCAUCCAACAAUAAUCCCACCACAGCCGCUCCAGCACCAUCCUCGUCUUCAUCGUCAUCGUCCUCCUCUUCCUCACUCUCCCUAGCCUCAGCUACCACACAGACCUCUGGCCUGGAAGGUGCUGCUCUGUCUCCCAGCAAUAGUUACGAAGCCUCACCUCCACCCCUCUACCCUCCCACUGUGGUAGUUCAGAGGCCAUUCAGCUAUGACAUGAUGGGGGAGGAGGAGUGGGACCUGGAGGAGAAGGUGGAGGAGUACAUGAGGUGAGGAGUAGAAUAGAGUUACACCAGGGCUGGGUGAGGAAGAGGGAGACAGUCUGACCAAAAGAAUAGUGGAGACAAAGAAAGACUAUUAUAACAUCAGAUAAUGACAGCUUCCAUCCCCAGAGGUGCAUGCUUAUUCUUCAGAAUUUGAGUGGAGUUAAUUCAGGUCAGGUAUUUGGGGAUGGCUGAAAAAGAGAAGCACCAGUGGAUAAGCUUAGACAGAGUAAAGGCUGAUGUUGAAACCAAGGUGUAAUAGUUCUAAUGCCUUUGUGGGGUUUUUGAUGCUUUUAUAGGAGAGACAGCAACCUCGUAAAAGAAGAGAUCAAAACUUUCCUGAACAAUCGGAGGAUCUCUCAGGCCAUUGUGGGACAAGUGACAGGUACCCUACUUCCUUGUACGUGAUAUUGUACAUUGUAAGGAGAGCUGUGCUCUCAUGAACCCUGUAUUGUACAGAAUGUGCUCUUUUCGGCCAUACUGUUUCCUGAGAUACCCAAUUUGACCACAGUGCUCAUAAGCAAGGUUAUUAUCCUUAAUCAUAAAAUCACAAAAACUAAGAUGUCAGAAAAAUUUAAUUACCUGAAAUCAAAAUAAGAAUGAGGGGGUUCAAAGACACAAGGAUUAACUGAAAUUAUCUUGUAUGUUUACAAAUAAACAAAAAUAAAGUCAAAUUGCGUAGAGAAUGCCCUUUGUCUUCAUCUUUCACACACCCUCCAGCAGCACCUAGAGUAAAAGUUUGGUCAGACCUCAUUGUCAACAAAGGUUGAAACCACUUCUAUUAUUUUGUUAUCGAGUAGGCUACUUUGAAACAGCUUCUUUGAGGUACUUCUCUCAAGCAUUUAUGUCAUGAGGUGACUUUUGUCGAACUUUUACCUCUGAGUUAAGUCCCUGUCUCUCUCUGUAGUCCCUCUAAUGCUUCAAUUGAACCCUCUGAUUAGCAUGGACUCAAAAACACUGAACUAAAAUAACACCAGCCAUAUAGUUAGUGGUGAGUCUCGUCUCUGACAAAACAAAUAGCCAAAUAAGAUGAUGCCUUGAGUUAUUUAUACACAGUGUUUAAUUUUUGGGGAGUUUUACCACUUACAAGUAUUUCAUGUUCUCAAAAAGAAAGAAAAAGAUAGAUAGAUAGAAUUUUUAUUGUCAUUGUGACAAGCACAACGAAUUUGAAAAGUGCCUUUUCAGUCAGUGCAUUAAAAAAGGGACAAUAAAACAGACAGUAAAGCAGUAAAACCAGUGCAGAGUUAAAACUAGUAAAAGAAUUUAAACUGCAACCAUAAAUACAUAGGCAACACAUCAUCUGGAUAUCAUGGAGGUUUUGAUGGAACGGACAGUGACCUCUGGAGGUCUUUGCUGUUCCUCAUUGUGCAGCUGGAAAACCAUGUACAGAGGCAGUAUGUGAGGAUGCUCUCCAUGGUGGAAAAAAGACACGAGCUGUCUCUGGCAGAUGUUGUUUUUCCUGAGGAUUCUCAGGAAGUAGAGUCUCUGCUGAGCUUUUUUUUUUUACCACCUGUGUGGUGAGACUAAAACUAAUAAAAACUAAACCAAACCAAAACAAGUCCAUCUUUUAAAAUGAAUCAAAACUAAACGAAAGUAGGGGAAAAAAGCCAAAAUGUAAUAAUAAGAAAAACCAAGGUGAAUUUCAGGACUAUUAUAACCUUGCAUAUAAGUCCAAGAAAUACAAAUAUUUCAAAAUGAUGUUUUCUGUAACAAAUGAUGUUGGCUCAAAUUUGUGUGCGUGUGUUGAUGCUGGGUUUGUAUUCUCAUGUUGAGGUUCUGCUUUCUAAUCUCACUCCCUGGCUUAUGGCAGCAUACAGAGUACUGACAGCAUAUGUUUUCCUGUCCUAGGCCCAAAGAUAAGAUUUUAUAUCUCUCCAGGUCCCAAGUUGUUUUUGUUGUUGUUGUUGUUUUUUUCAACACAAAACAUGUGGCUGAAUAAAGUGUGGUAACGUACACUCAUUACUGUGGUUUACAAUAGGCUUGGUUCUGGCUCCACUAUAACACAAAGGACUGGCUGUCUGGUUUAGGUCAGGCUUGGGCCCAGGUUUGGACUGAGAUGUGUCCCCCAAGCCACACUGUAGUCUCAGCUAAUACUUAAUUAUCACUAACUGAUAUUAUAAUUUUGUUACAUUCUACUUGCUUACCACUGACAUGCAAAACUAAAAAUUCUCAACCACAUUACUUAAUGUUACAAUUACAUGUUCAAAUGUCUUCACACCAUUUCUUGAAUCAGCUUUAUUGCAGAAGAACAAUUCUGUUGACUCUCCCUCAUUUUGUGGAGGCUUUGGUUUGAGUUGUCAUCCCCCUUGUAGAGUUUUAGGCUCUUAUUGCUGAGUAUGAGGCCUUUCUCUGCAUUUCGAAUAACUCUGGUGAAGCCUGUGUGAGACUUUGUCUUUGAAUUUUUUAAUCCGACAAAAUGUGUAAGCUACCUGGAAUGGAGAGAAACUCAGGUGAAUCAGUCCCACUAGUUAAUGCACCACUUGCUCAUUCUCUGCUCUGCAUGCAUAGGUUUCACUGCGGGGUUUCAGAAGAGAAUGAGGCGAGAGACAGCCACUCACGCACUCAGUGUGCUGAAACACUCUUAGUUAGACCCUACAGGUAUUUGACCCUGUGUCUGAGCUGAACACACACAAAGGAGUAACUCUCUGGAUUCUUUUUCUAAUUGGCAACCUGAUAUAAACUGUCUGGGUCCUAAUCACAUGUUUGAGAAAGGCUGGCAAAGACCAUUACAACCCCCAAACUGGAUGUACAACCAUCAAUAGUAUUAGUUAGAGUCACCAUUAAGCAAAAGUAUUAACUUGUCUAAAGAACUGUUGGUACAACUUUUGUAAACUUAACAUUGGCUGCUUUGCUUUGUUUCUUAAUGUUUUGAAGUGAAAGACACUUUAGUUGGACAAAACAGCUACUGUAAAAUGUUUUCUUUGUGUCUAGCUGUUAUGUACAUUUCUCCUUUUUAUUAGAAAUCCUUAAAUAGUGAAUGAAAUACAUUAAAAAAAAACAGUGUCACAAGUAAUAAAAACUUUCAUCUACACUUAUGCAAUGACGAGCAACUUUUGUCUCCCUCCCCUGAGGUAGAAAAAGAAGUUGCGCAAAACCCAAGACCUAAAUCCAAGUAUUGUUAACCAUAGGUAUUGAUUACCUUACCGGGAGUUUUUCCAGAGCUAGCCCACAGCUAAUCUCAUUGUAACAGAAGCUAUUGGUGCACCACUGAGUAAAUCAAUGUUUGAAAUGCAUUAAGAUAACACAACUUGUUUCUGGAACACAGGCAUCAGCCAGAGCUAUAUCUCCCAGUGGUUGCUGCAGCAAGGCCUGGAGAUGAGUGACUCUAAACGCAGAGCAUUCUACCGCUGGUACCUGCUUGAGAGAAAUAACCCAGGUGAGCUGUAGUACAGGUCUGGUGCCGCAGAGGUGGGACAAGAGUUACACUCAAUUCUAUUGCUGACUCUACCAAACCCUUAUCUUCUUUAUAGUGCAAGGACAACAAAAUUAAAUACCAGACUUUUUGUUGUGGUUAAAUUAUUUUCAAUUUUAAAUUUGAUGCCAGCAACACAAUUUUUUAAAUGUUGGGACAGAGGCACUUUGACCAUUGAAUUGCAUUGCCUAUUCUUUUAACAUUGCCUUUCAAACAUUUGGGAGAGAAACCAAAGAGACCAGUGUCCAGAGUUUUGAAAAGAAAAAAAGUGCCAUUCUUGUCUGAUAAUGGGAUUUCAGCUGCUCAGCAGUUUGAGAUCUUUUUCAUAUUUUUGUGUCAUGAUGUGCCAAAUGUUUUCUACAAGUGACCAGUUGCGACUCCAGACAGACCAGAGUAGCACCCAUACUCUUCCUCUAGCCAUGCUGUUGUACUUACUGCAAAAUGUUAUUGUGCAUCUUCUUGCUGUAGUGCGCAAAGUCCUGUCUGAAAAAGCAUUGUCUAGAGAGCAGCACUCAUGGCUCCAAAACCUCUAUACACUAGAUUGUCUAGCAUUAUUGGUACCUUCCAAAGGGGAAAGCAGCCAUGUCACGUUUAUGCCCCCCCAAUAUCAUCAGGAAUGCUGGCUUUUGGACUGCUUUGGACUGAUUGUAAGCCAGGUGGUCCUUCCCCUCUUUAUGGUGGGGAAGUGGCGUCCAAGAGUUUCAAAACGAUUGUCUUGAUUAGACUAAAGUUGUUAUUCUUUUUGAAAAACUUGGAUGCUGUAAUCUUGAUCUAGUGAAGUAUUCCACUUCCAUGUGGUUUCUUCUCUGCAUUGGAUAGUUAACAUUUGUGGAUGCGGUGAGCAAACGUUUUACCGUCAUUGGUUUUUAGAAGUGAUGCAGCAUGGACAGAUGAAUUAUGUGUGUUUUGAAUGCCCUACAGAAUGAGAGCAUGAAGAUCAGUACCAUCCAGUACGGGUGGUCUGUCUUGUCCUUUUUGUACAAAGAUUCCUCCAGAUGUUCAGAAUCUUUGAAUGAUACAAUAGGGGAGACUGGGGCUUGUUGUCACAUGGGUAAGUUGUCACAUUGCAAUUAUCUUUGCCACUAGAGGGCGCAACUAAAAAGUGAAAUAGUGGUUUUCUUCCUUUACAUGGUCAGGGGUCGUGUCCUGUCUGAGAAGAGAAGAGCAUAUUGUGAGCUGAGAUGAGCACCAAUUUACCAUUUUGCACAACCCAAAGUAAAAAAAAAAAUAUUUUAAAAUAAGCUUCUUCCAGAUAAAAAUCCUAGCUGUGAAACAUGUAGACUUGUUAAAGGAGAGAUAAAGGCAUCCUGUCAUACCUCAGUCAUUGUUUUGUUUUAAACUAACUUUAAGCUAGAGCUACAAUUAGCAAACAUUGUAGUUUGAAGCAACAUGUUUCAGUCAUUUUGGGGUUAGUUGUCACAUGUUUAAAAUUAAUUAAAUUAACAUAGAGAGUCUGCUUAUCAGCAGUUGUCAUAUUGCAAUUUUGACUUGAGUUUUACAGAAAAAAAGAGUGGUUUAAAGGAGAGGACAGUGCAGUACCUGAUGUGAUGCUGAGGGCAGUCAGGCAAGUGAUCCUAGCUAAUAAAUCAAUCUGGAGGACAAUAAAGGACUUUAAUGUCAACUACCAUACCUUGGCUCGGUACUGCAGAACAUUCACCCCAGCUGAAAUACAGAGUCCGACAGCUCUCCAAACUCCAGAGCAUGUUGCAUAAUAUUUUGUGUAAACGAUUGUUCAAUGACUUUUUCCAGCUCAAUGAUAAACAUUUUCUGUGCCUGACUUUGAUGUUCACUUUCAAGUAAAAAAAAUGAGAACAACAAUAAUUUUGUCCUUGUUUUAUUAGCUGCAAGAUCCACUGUCACAUCUUACCCCAUAUAGUGAGACAACUAACCAGAUGGUGGGGCAACAUGUCACAUGUUCACACUCUCCAUUUGAUUGCUUAUAAUUCUGCACUGACACAAGAUAUGAAAAUGACAUGAAUACGAAAUAUGUACCUGAGACUUUGGUCUUUCUUUUGGUACACAUUUAUAUAUGAUGUAUUGAUUUAAAGAAAUAUAUGAGUGUAAAAAGUGUAACAACAAGCCCCGAUCUCCCCUAUACCAUAGUUGAUGAAAUGCUCAAUGCUCUUUGUGCUGCUGCUGCUGCUGCUGCUGAUAAUAGAUGGUGACAGUGAUGACAGUGUCAUCAUGAUUUCUUUUGGUUGGUGAUUCCCUUUGGUUGAUGGAUUGAUGAUGGUUAUACGUGACAAAAACAACUGCAUGUCCCUUGCUUUGGACAAAAGCGUCUGCUAAAUGACACUGUGAUAUUGUAAGGAACAUUCUUCUGAAACUGCUGAACUAUUUUCUGACCCAGUCUCUCACAAAGCGGUUAACCUCUUGCAAUCUUCAUUACUGAGGGACCCAGCCUCUCUGGAACGGCCUUUUUAUACUCAGACAUGUUACCUGUUGUGAAUCAGUGUGAUUAGCUGGGUGAUGUUCUUCCGUUUUUUUUUCUUCCUCUUUUUAGCCUUAUACAACGUAUCGAGUGUUUUGUUAUCCCUGUCUCAACUGUACUUUUUUUUUCAGUUUCACCAUUUAAUCUGUUGUCUUUACAGUAUUUUGAAUUAAAUACAAGUUUGAAAGCAAUUUUAUCAACAUUUUGCACAAGGUCCCAACUCUUGUGGCAUUGGGGUUGUUGAAAAAAAAAAGUGGGAGGCAUUUUUAUAAUCGAAUUACUUCUCAUGAAAGUGAACUAUUGCUUGCUGUACCCUUCCAUUCUACCUCCUCUGUGCCUUCAUUUUCCUGCAUGGGCUUCCCACAUACGUAUCUCUAAUUCCUCAUGCUAAUUCCAUCCUGUUUCUGAAAGGCUGUGAGGUCAAAGGAGGACAUGAGACAAGACCUGAGAGGAAAGGCAAAUGGUAAAGGUGGUCCUGUUACAGGAGAUGCUAAUCAAUAUUGUUAGGGCUUGGUUUAGAAUUGGACACUCUGUUCAGUGAAUAUGGUUUGUAAAUACGGGCUACAGUAACAGUCUGGGUUUGUGUAGACUUCUCCAUAUCCUAGGAUUCAGGAAGACAGAUACCAAGAAAAAGUUUUUACAAAUUAUCAACAAAUAACUGCAAAAAUGCAAAGAAUGCAUUUACAAUCAAUUAUGUUGAAGAAUAUUAACUUGUUACAUUUGAAGUCUUUUUUUAAAGAGAGACACCGAUGCAUAUGAGCCAGGUUUUCUGUCUUCCUUCAUUUAAAGCCCUCGUUUUUUCUGCCCACCAAAGCUUUGCUUUAGCUCCUCUGUAGUUGUCGGCUCUGGUGCUGAAGUUACUCUGGUGCUGGUUUUCAUUCCUAUUUGGCUAACAGACAGAUUAUUAACAGCAAUACUAACAACAACUAAUUUCCUCACCGGCCACAAUGCUUUGAUUCUGACAAAGGCUCCUUUUGACCUGCCUGUAAAACCCAAAGCCGCAGUGUUGUGUACUUGUAAGUUGAAUUGGUUGAUCAACUGGCAUUUAAAGAUGACCAAAUCACUGGAUAAGACUGCAAGGCAGGUCUACAGGAGUGUGUCAGUAAAUAAAAUUCAUUUCAAAAUUCCAUCAACCAAAACUGGUGCCUGUAAUCUAAUCCCUGGCUGAGGCCUGCCUGACCAUUGGUUUUGUCCCAACUGAAGGGCUGAGGUGGAGUGAAAGCCAGCACAGCGUGAGUUCCAUGCCCAGGGCCAGGGGAGGGGACAGAGACGGAAUGGUAGCAGGGGCAAGUGGCAAUCUACCCAACUUCCUCCCUAACCCCAACACCAGCCUCAACCCCAACCCAGUGUGGAGCAGGCAGAGAGAGCUGCUGAUGCACUUGCUGCCGUGGUACACUGCAGCUGCCGCAGCCGCCCAGGCCCAGCCAGGUAACUGUGCCUUUCCUGCCUGGGCUGCAGCAGCUUGCUGCAGGAGUCACCUGCUCAUCCACUGAAUACCAUGAAGCCUAUAGAAGCUUUGUUAGUAUGUGAUGUAUUUUGAGAGUCUCAAACAGCAGAGUAAAAUAAGUUUUGUUAGUUUUAUAGCAAUACUCCCUAAAAUAAAACAGCUCCAUGGUAUUUAAGCAUGAGUCAGUCAACUCUGGCACCAGCUGUGUGUAAGUUUAUAGGUACCUUUAAGUGAAACUGCCCAUCGUGAGCACUAUUGUACAACAUGGCUGCAGGACCAAGAAUGAAACCAUUUAACAGUCAGCUUUCUGACGCAGUUUUUCUUCUUUUCAAUUUAUUUUAUUUUUUAUAAACUUGAUUCGAACAUCUUAGACUGGGAAGUAGAGGAAAUCAAUCCAGUGUGCAGUGAGACUCAGCAGUGUAUGGGACAAACAUCAGUUCUAAAUGUUUGUUGUAUAACUAACUGCAGCCAGUCAUAUUUUAAAACACCUCCUAUGUUUUCACAAACUUUUAACUCCAUUGUGGCUGAAAUGUGGGCAAAAGACUACAAAAACCCAGCAUGCUCUUCCAUAAAGUUAGGCCCUUUCCCUCUCAUGGAUAUUUACCCUUCCUCAAUGAAAGGAAUAAAAAAAGGCUGGAUUUGAUUGCAAAAUCAGUAAAUUUCCUGUCAUUUGCAGCAAUAACAUAAUAAUAGAUGUGUGUUAUUAGGUGUUUUUGUGCUCUUGAGGACACAUUAUUGGUGUAUAAACAGCUGGUUGUAGUAUUAAAAUGAAAGCGCUGAGGAAGCUGUGAAAUCAGUUCUUGGGGGACUCAGUCUAUGCCAUCCCCUGUCACUACUGCAUCUUAAAUUUCAAUUAGCUAAAUUCUGCAGAAGAUAAACACUAACUCUAAACAAGUUCAUGUAUUUAGGGAACAUGUAAUUUUGUGAAAACAGUCAAAUUGAGACAGAAAGUCUCAAUCUUCACAGUUGCUUAAAAUCCUAUCUCAUUUAAAAAAAGAAAAUUGCAUAUCUUCUCUCCUUCAGGGGCAACUUUAUCAAUGCGGUCUUUGGUAAAGGAGGAACCUGACUGGAGGACAGGGAUCAUGACUGGGGACAGAGCAGGAAUUGUGGGUGGCCCUCUGAGGCUGCGUCGAGGAAGUAGGUUUACCUGGAGAAAGGAGUGCCAAUCCAUCAUGGAGAGGUAAGCAAAUGUCAAAAAAACAUGACUCCAACUGAAACUAAGGAAAAGUAAAAAUCCAGCCUUGAAACAUUUUGAGUGGGUUUGUUAAGUUUGUGAAAUAACAUUAUUUUUACCAUAGAUGUAAAGAUGCAUCAAAGUGAAUCAGUCACCAAUCUGAACAUGCUAAAAAACCUAGAACCUGGGCUUUGGGCCACUGAGUGCCUUAUACUGACUGGUCAGUGGCCCAGUUUUUAAGCUAUGACUUAAAUUACAGGGGUUUUGCUGUUUUAUUUAUAUUUUUGUUGUUGCAUUCUGUGCUUAGGGUUGUGGGAACUGGUUGUUUACUUACAUUUACACGUAAGUAAUGAGAGAGAAAGCAUUUCCGAGAACCAUGAGGCAAUUUCCAAUCUCCACCUCAGAGAACAAGUCAUGUAGACUUAAUACGAAGGAUGCAAAAAGUUCCAAAAUUCUUCCUGUUUGAAUGCCGUGUAGAGAAGAGAUUAUGUGUAUUGGCUGCUAGUUUGAACUUGUAAGACUUCACAAACCCACACGUGCUACAAUGCCAGCAUGAGCAAAUGACCCCCAAUUCUGAACCUUGUGCAAGGUCACAACUUGAUCUGGAGGGACAAAUUUUCUGGCUUUUUAGCAGAGACAUUGACUGGUCAACUUCUCUGGUCUGCAGGUCAGAAAAUACCCAGAAAACUGUCAAAAUCGAAACACAAUUAAUGUUACAUGGCCAAACAAGCAGUCAUGAGUCUACAAGUAAAUAGUGUCAUAUCAUUUGUUUACCGAGUGUGGCUAACAUUAUCAGAGCUAUCAGUUGCUAUCUGUCAUGUGUGUAUGUCAACAUCAAAUAUUUUUCCCAACAUCAAUUUUUGGUGCAUAAUGGCAUGAUAGCAGAGGUCAUGAUAAGAAGUUUUACCAACUAAUUCACCUAGGGCUUACUCUUACCACAAGAGUGGCGACAUGUUAUUGCUUUCUGGACUAAAAGCGCACAUCCGUAAUUAUUAGAGGCACAGCUGAUGAAAUGAGACAUGAGAUCGGUCAGUAAGAUGAGAUUUUCACACUAUUUUCAAGAUAGCUUCAUUAAUAUGAUGGGACCGGAAAAACACUUGAAUUAUGCAGGUCCUCUCUGAAGUGGUUUAACCUCACUGGCAUGUUAUGAAUGUCACCUCAGUUCUGUUCCCUAAAUAAAAAAAUAACUCAGUACAGGAGAAGACAUGGUGACCAUCAUGUAGUCACUGUAAGAGUGUCAUCCUUAUCAUGUUUGUCUGAUCAGGCUUAUGAACGGCAGAGAGAAGUUGUACUCUCAUCUGACUAAAUUAUGAGUUAUCAGAUUUACACAUUUCAGGGGUGUUCCCCAUCUAUCGCAGCUGGAAACAUAUGUAGGGAUUUUUUCCAUGACACAGAGAUCCUUUUUUUCCAAUACUAUUUCUAGGUCUGGAAUAAAGUUAUCGAUAAAUUAUGCUGAUCACAUGACCUGACUGAAGUCUGUGGUUAUGAACUCCUACAUAUUACUCUCUCUGCCUUGGUGACUAUUUUUUGAUGAUAAUGACUUAUGAUUCAUUUAUUGUCACUAGGUAUACUAGGCAGACAUGACACAAAAGACAGUUGGUCACACAGUCAAGUCUUGUUCUGUAUAACUGUAUAACGAUGAAACAAAUAGCUGUCUAGAGAUUCUGUUGACAGAAUCAAACAGACAGUUGUGUCAUAGAUCCAUUUGCAGAUCGACAAUGCAUUUGGAGAAAGGUGUACUAUUUUAGUGACAAUUGUUGAUAGAGAUGCCCUAGCUUUUUUUUUUUACAUUUUAUUGUGUUACAGUAGGGCUGCACAAUAUAUAGUUUUAGCAUCGUCAUCCCAAUGUACGUGUGCGCGACGGUCACAUUGCAGAGUCUGCGAUGUAGGAGGCGAAUGAGCGUAUCUAAUUUCAAGGGUAGCUAACAAGAGCUCAUCAAUUAACCGAAUCUACCUGAAUGAGGGAAUGUUGGCCCAAGAAUGAACUUUCUCAUCAAUCAAAUCUCAUCAUAUCAUUGUCCAUCACCUUAGUCACCGUAAUCUGUCAUGAGGUCUGGUAGAAUAAGAUCUUGAGUUACACCCCUAGUAGUUAUGAGCAUUCUUCCAGAGCAGUAAAAUUGUCUAAAAUCAGCAAAGGUCAGAGCAAGUUUGCUCUUCAUGUGUACAAAAAAGCUUGCAAAACUGCUCUGCCACAGGUGUUUUUUUUUUUUUAAUGUAUAUACCACUAUUAAGAUAUUUGACUCAUAAUAACAAUCAUCAGCCUUGCGUGACAUUUGUGAGUUAGAUACCAGUAGAUAUCUAAAAGGUGAAAAAACUGUACCUUUUAUGGGUGAUUCAUUAUUGCUGUUUCUUUAAGAAAUCAUAGUUGAAAGAAAAGCUGACAUUGUGAUUCUCUGAUCAGUCUUAAAGUUAUAUGUUUGUCAUAUUCCUGAGCUCUUCUCUGUAUUUGUCCCAGGCAAUAUUCUGAGAGAAACAUGGAAAGUUUCAGAAAAGAGGGGUAGAUUUCCAUGUACAGUUUGACCCGCUGUGUGAAACUGAUUUUUGUAUUACGGUGUCAUGCCUGUUGUAAGUUUAGUGUGCAGUCUGGGUUCAGUCAAUAAGACCACACAGGCCCUCAGACAAUAAACUCACCAGCAGUGCUCCCAGAUUAUGCAAUUCUGCUGCAGUGCUGAUCCUUCUGCUAGUUUAAAGCCAAGGACAGUACAGUAGAGGUGAAAGUGAUCUAGACCGAGAGUGUUUGUGUAUCUGUGUUUGUGCAGUGGUCAGCUCUAAUGGUAAGGGGAAGACAGGGAUGGGGAAAAAAAUUGUGGCGUGUGGUGUAUUUUGUGGACCCAGAAGCAGACUCAGAGACAGAUAGCCAGUUAAAAGAUGUAAUUUCAAUGUCCAAACUCAGGGAGAAAAAGGUACGAUAGAAAGUCCAGUUGGCUGGCUGGCUGUUGUGUGGGCUGGAGACACUGUGGAGAAGCAGAGAAGAAGAAGGUGAGAAGACAUACAAGGAAUCACAGGGAGCAAAAAGUCACGAGCACUUAGCCGAGGAGAAGGCCAGGAGAAGUGUUUGUACCACUCAGGAGCGAAGACAAUACUCAGGCACUGAGACUGAGGGCUGCUGGCUUCUUAAAGGGCCUUGAUUACGAAUGCAGCGCAGGUGUGGUGUCUCGCUCAGCCCCAGCCACAGGGGAGAGGGAGAGGGCUCUGAAAAAACAGUCAAGCCAGACCAGGGAAACAAGGAAAACGGGAAGUUCAACCAAAAUAAAACAGGAGGUUGAGGCGUCUCACCACAGUACCCCCCUCUCAACGAACACCUCGAAGGAGGGCUCAGGGUGCAAGAGGUGACAGGCUCAAUAAGGGAGACAUGAAACGUGGGGUGAACUGUAAAGGAAUGAGGGAAGUUUCAAUCUCACUGCCGAGGGGUUGAUAAUCUUCUGGAUAGGUAAGGGACCAAUGAAGCGAGGAGACAGCUUGUGGGACUCGGUCUGCAAGGGAAGGUCACGGGACGAUAACUAGACCAUCUGACCGGGACGAUAGUCUGGUGCUGGAGAGCGGUAAACAUCAGCCAGGCGUUAGUUGCGCUCAGCCGUGCGAGUGAGUGCGGCCCUGGAGGAUUUCCACACCUCCUGUAGCCACGCCCACCGCCUAGCAGAAAGCUUUCCAAACCUGGGAGGAGAACUGGGGGCCAUGGUCUGACACAAUGUCAAUGGGGAUACCAUGGAAUUGGAAAACAUGAGACACUAGGAGGUUUGCAGUUUCUAGUGCAGAGGGGAGCUUGGGUAACGGAAUAUGAUGCACAAACUUGGAAAACCUGUCUAUAACGGUAAGUAUGACAGUGUUACCUUCAGGGGGGGGAGACCAGUGACGAAAUCUAAAGCUUUGUGAGACCAGGGGCGUGAGGGCACAGGUAGAGGAUGCAGCAAGUCAGCCAGAGGUUGGUGGGAGGCUUUGUCGGGCACAGACGGAGCAGGCGGCAACAAAUGCCCGUACGUCCCGGACCAUCCCUGGCCACCAGAACCGCUGCUGCAGGAAUUGGAGGGUGCGUUGAAAUCCAGGGUGACAGGUGAGUUUAGAGGAAUGCCCCCACUGUAGGACCUGAGAACGUGCAACCUCAGGGAUGAACUUCCUAUCAGGAGUGCCAGUUCCAGGGUUUGGGUGUUCAAGGAGGGCCUUGUCCACAACGGUGUCGAUUUCAAAUAGGCAGAGCCGACGACACAGGAGGCAGGGAGGAUGGUGUCCGGUUUGCUGGGGUCCCAGGUAGCAGAGGAGUGAAUCCGGGAUAAGGCGUCAGGUUUGAUAUUGCGGAAGCCGGGACGAUAGGAGAGGGUGAAGCAGAAUCUGCUGAGGAAGAGGGACCAGCGGGCUUGUCUAGAGUUGAGGCGUCGAGCAGAACGGAGAUAUUGCAGGUUCUUGUGGUCAGUCCAGAUGAGAAUAGGGUGUUGUGCUCCUUUCAGCCAGUGUCUCCACUCUUGGAGUGGCCCCCACUCCGAAGCGGCGACCUCCACCAUGAAGUGGAGAGAGGGAUCCGGGUGUUUGAGCACCGGGGCGGAGACGAAGAGGGACUUGAGCUGACGGAAGGUGGCAUCUGCUUCAGGGGUCCAGGAGAACGGGACUUUGAGGGAUAUGUUCUUUGAGGGAGAUGGAGGCAUCUCACCACAAAAAUGAUCUUUUUGUGUUUUUAAAUGUGAAAUACUGAUUAUUCUUGUUUUGAAGGUCCAUAGCAAAGGUACACUCAAGUAAAUAAGGCUUCAAAAGGAAAAAGAUUAAGGGCACUGUGACAUUUACUUUGAUAUAAUGAAAUCUCAGUUUUAAAGGAUAAUCACUAUAAUUAUUUCAUUUGCCGAGGUACAAGUAGCAAAAGAAAAAGUGUACAUUAUGAGAAUAGCGCAAAUGCUCCUGUUGAUGAACGCUGUCCUUGCUCUCCUAGACUUGAAGUUGAAUAGUUUAAAGUAAAGUGGAAACUAUCACUCAUCCGACUGGUCUGUUCACCUUAUACUUGGUCUGUUUGUUUGUUUGUCACAGUUUCUUUAUGGAGAACCAAUACCCUGACGAAGCAAAGCGGGAGGAGAUUGCCAACACCUGUAACUCAGUCAUUCAGAAACCAGGUACUAUGUGACUUUUGAACAUUUUAUGACUGUCACUUUGAAAGACUUUUUGAUUUUCAACUACUGGCCUACUCCUUUGGCAGACAUACCCAGACAUUCAGUGCAAACCAACAAAGUUUGCUGCUUAUGUUCUUUAGACGUGGCAUUCCUCCAGUUGUUUAUUUUCUACAUAUCUGGGGUCAGAAUUGCUUAGUCUGUAUUAGAAAAAACAAACAAACAAACAUUCAAAUCCAUCCAGAAACAUCUUAGCCAACAAGUAUUGGCUAUAAUAGAUUAACAUUUUUGUUUGUCUAUCACCAAAAAGUAAGGAUUUCUGAAUGCUUUGAUAUCAUCUGAGUUUUGCUAUAAGUUUGCAGUUAAAUUAAAAAAAAAAGAAAUUCCCUGUAGUAUUUCAUCAAUCAGAAAAUCUUUAUUCGUCAAUGGGGUAUCAUUUAUUUUUUAAUCUAUAGUUUAACUGUUCUUAUAUGAACUGCCACUACUACCAUUAUUAUUUGAACUUCUUCAAACUGCUUUCAGGCUUGUUGAAUGCUCUUUAUUGUCCUUAAUCGUGUACAAGAUAUCUUUAUAAACUCUUGUCUUUGAUUACAUUGCCAUUGCAGACCAGUACACUCAAUGAGGAACAUGCCUCUUCCUAACCCCUGUGGUUUCUCUUUAUUCAACAACACUAUGAAUGCUUCAAGCUAGUUGUAUGUGUAUUUUGUUGCUUAGGUUGUAAGCUGUCUGAGUUUGAGCGUGUGACCGCACUGAAGGUUUACAACUGGUUUGCAAACCGUCGUAAGGAGAUGAAGAGAAGAGCAAAUAUUGGUGAGUAUCUAACACUUGUUUACACCUACAUUCUAUUCAUGUAUCUGCAAAAUUUUCAUUAUUAGGCUUUGUAGCAUGUUUCUGUCUUAAAAAAAUUCCAAUGUCACCAACAGGCUGAAGUAGGGUUAGCCUUCCUUACCCAUAUUCAGUUUUUUUUAUCUUGCACAACAGAAGCUGCCAUUUUGGAAAGCCAUGGAAUUGAGGUGCCAAGUCCAAGCUGCCACUCUAACGGAGAGGAGGGGGAGCUGCAAGAGUUUUCUGACCAGGUGAAUCAUCGAUUUCCAGAACAGGUAAGUCAUCUUUUCAACCGAAGCAUGAUGCUGCCAGCUACUACAAUGAUUCAACACCUAUUGUUCGACAUUGAGAAACGAUAAAGUUUUUCUUCCUCAUGUUCCUCUUUUUCUUCAUCUUUUUCUUUUUGUUGUUGUUCUUCUUCUUCUUGUUUCCUCCAACUGUCCAAAAUGAUCAAUUUAAAAAGGAAAUAUUUUAUUUAAUUUCGUUGCUUAACAAUAACAAUUGGACACUACAUUUUAACGUACAUUGUCUCUACAGAAAUGUCACUUGUCACUACAAGAGCACCACACACAGCAAUGACAGACAUUCAAUCCUCUCAGUCAAAUAGCACAGAAAUAUUCUGACAUAGUUUAGUUAACACAUUGCCAUAAGGAAGUUAGUAGGGCUAGGCCUGGGACCAUAACAAAUUUUGUUGAACGAUAUAUUGUCCCACAAAUUAUUGACAAUUAACAAUAUUAUUGACGACAUUAUCGAGACCAAAAUAACCACUUGUGUAAUGUUAAUAUAUCAUAGUAAUGAAAGUACACCCUUUCAAAUGCAACAAUGAAACCUUUAUUUCUCAUUGGAAUGUCCAGAACCAGAACUUUUAAAUAUCCUAAUUAAAUAAAACAAACAAACAAAAAAUAAAUAUGGAAGUAAAUCUGUGCCGUCUGAAAUUGAAUUUGAAUUUCUAAAUCUGAAUUUUUUUUUGCAUCAAGAACAGACUUGGAAUUUUAAAAACAUCAAAUUUCAAGCACACCUUUUUAUUUCUGACAAAUUCAGUGUGAAAAAGCAGUCUCUCAAAAAUCAUUUAGUCAAAAUUCGACUUAAAAAAUUCAGUGUAAACAAAAUGUCUCUCACACACUGAUUCAACUCCUCAUCUGUCAUAGGGCUGUACAGUUCCCAUACUGAUAGAUCAUACUUGCCCAUGCGUCAGUGUACUCUAUGUUUGCUCAUCCCCAAGAGCUGAGCAAUACAUGGAACAGAAAAAUUACGUUCAAGAAGUUUGUGCAGGUAGUCUGGCAAUAUGACCAUCGGUUGUCGCCCAGAUGGUCCUUGCUCAAAUUGCACAACUGCAUCAUGUUGCUCUAUUCUCUCUUUUUCUAAAUUGAUAAGACUUUGUAGCUCUGUCAGUUAAGGCUGCACGAUAUUGGAAAAAAACUAACAUUGCGAUUUUUUUUAACCCUGCGAUAUAUAUUGCGAUAUUAAAAAAUACAGGAAUGUUCACCAGAUGACCUGAAUAGCAUUUAGCAAUCCUGUCCUGUCCCACUCCCGUAAAAUGACUCCCACUCCCAUCCCGCUCCCACUCAAAAUUACUCCCACUCCUGUGUGAAUAAAACCAAACAUGUAAAAAAAAAAAUUGAAUUUUUUAUUUUAGGUAAAAGUGCAGUGCAUAUAAAAUGCAUUGCCUUUAAGUUUCACAUGGUUGACAUUCAGUCGGUGUAAACAAAGUGCAUAUAUAUAUACAAUGGCGUUUCUAGACUAAAUUACUCCCCAGGCGAGGGGACUAAAACUAAAACCUGAUCUUUCUUGCCUUCCUUGAUGCAAAAUCAUCAAUAAUCUCGUCAUAAGAAAUCUGCUCCCCUAUUAACCCAUUAAGACCUGAACCCUGUCUGAGACACGCAUUGAAAACCUUAAACAAACAAACUUAAAUUAAAUAAAGCCGCUGUAUAAAUAAAAGGCUCUGCACUGGAGAAUAACAAAGUAUUUGCUUUCUGUAAAACAAGUGGCAAAACAAGUGUUGAAAGGGUAUGCAGCUGCCCUAGUAUAGUGCCAGUACAAGACCAGCACUUAAAACUAGAAAAAUGAAUAAAUAAAUACGUGGCUGACAGUGUGUUCAUGUCUGUGCUCACUUUAAGUCAUGCAACACUCACAGAAAACGCUGAUAGUAUGAGCCAAAGACCUCAAUAUGAAGAGGUUGUUCACACUGCUGGAUGUUUCUCCUCCAAAGCUGCUCUGUGCCUCCGUCGUUGUUUACUUUACUCUUGAAGCACGUAGCAAGAUCCGAGCAUGAAUCCAAGCGCUUUAUUCGCCUAUCAGAGGCAGACGGUUAUGGUGAUUUGAUUCACCACGACUCCAGAAAUGAUUAAUGUCACAAAAUGACGUAUCCGCACUCCCGACAUGAAGGGUAAAAAUGCACAGCCGCGCUCUCAGCUUGGAAGGCUAAUAUGCGGACAUACUGUCCCGGUUUAAAUGGGUUAAGUGAUUGUUGCGGAUGACGACAAGGCCAGUGAGUAGGCAUGUGCUGAUAUGAAAAUUUGAUAUCACGAUAUUGGUGGCCCAAAAUAUCGCGAUUCAGGAUAUUAUCACGAUAUUAUCACAAUAUUAGUGCAUUGCUUUUAACAUUAUUAAAAAUGGCAAAAAACUGCAAAAUCACUUCUGUUAAACAAUAUUUAUUCUUUGACAGGACUUAAGUGAACAACAAUGGCAACACCCCUGUAAACUGCCACAGUGAUUGAAAAUAAACAAAUACAAUAUAAAUAAUGCAAGACACAACCAAAGAAAAAUAAUACUGCCUUGUCUGUCUGGCUGUAGCCAUUACUGAAUAAAAAUAAAGUGCCUACAGUAGCAAUAGUGCCAACUGCCAAUUAGACACCGGCUAAACUUCUUAUAAAAACAAACAAAACAAAAAUGACAUUGGAUGAGAGCCUUGUGUGGCCUAGGGAGUGAGAUGUGGAACAAUAGCCCUUUUCAAGGUAGAUUAAGUUGCAAAAAAGUCAGCAUGUUCACUUUUUCUGGCUUUAGUUUUUUCGCAGAGGUGUGACAAUGUGUCCACUGGCACUAAAGACACGUUCCGAAGGCACACUAGUUGCAGGUAUGCAAAGAAACCGGCGUGCAACAUUUGAGAGAUGGGGCAUUUCACCUGAAUGUUCUUUCCACCACUGCAAAGGAUCCCGCUCCAACCGUGGCCAUUUCACUGAUGGAUCCCCCUCCUCAUCCUCAAGUUCCUCAAUGGCAGGAAGUAUUGGAAGACACAUAUAGACGUUCACCUCUGCCCUCAUCUGCCAUGACAACACAAAAGACACAUAAAGAAAAAUAAUUUGAAAAAGGAAAAAAAAAAAAAAGUACUUUUAUUCAUCAUAUAUUCAGUUGAACAAAUAAGUUAUCUUUUUUCCUCCUACAUUUUAAGAUUCAUAAUUUCAUCUCACCUGUUCUUCUGGACUGGUGGCACUGGUGGCUUCUUCGGCUCGGUGCUGCUCCCUUGUUGUAGUGAUUGUCUUCAGCAAACCAGCCAGGCUGCCAGGCUUAUGUUAUUUAAGGGGCUCUCUGGGUGUCCUCAUUGUGCUGGAGGAUGAGCAUGCAGCUGCAGCGCUGGCAGUGGGCUGUGGCAGUCCUAGUAUCUGGUAAUACCUGGUCCUGAUUAGAUGCUUGUAUUUGGCUAGAUAACAGAGCUGCACACCUUUCUUUUUAGUUUCCCUACACAAUUAACCAUGACGGGAUUUACCUAUGCUAAAUGUUGAUACUCAAUUCAUCACAACUUGCUCUACAUGGUGUGAAGGCAGUGACUAUUCAUUCAGCAUAAAUUAUCAUCACAUUUAACACAACCAGGAUGGGACUCCCUUUCAACCAAACUCCCUUUGGACAGCUUGUAUUGUUGACAAGUUGAAAUUGGCAAGAUGGCGCCAGGGGCUGGCCGUCUGUCGCUCUGCUCUGUGUUUGUUGUGUGUCUAGUGAUUUACCUGAUGUGUCAAGAGGUAUCAUCUCUCCUCACAUAUGAUCGUCAAACUUUGCUUGAGAUUGGGGGCUUCUUUGAUCAGCUUAAAUAUUACAAACUGGUGAACUCUCCUCCACACCUCGAGGGAAUCUAGAUCUGUGAAGGGGAACUUUCGCCUUUUUCUGAGCUCCUUCCUCCUGGUUGAGGUUUUUUCAGCUCUCCUUGCGUCACCGGCAAAGGUGGAGGACUAGCAUCUAUAUUCAAAAACACUUUUCAGUGUCAGCAGUCUCCAGCUGUCAACUGCUCCAGCUUCGACGCACAUGCAGACAGGCGGAAAGGAAUUGGAAAAGGGACAAACUCCAAAUUUCCUGGGAUCUCCUACAUGACUCUCUCCUGAGAUAUCAGCAGGCUGUGAAAAAUGCAAAAACAGAGUAUUUUUCCUCACUUGUCGCCUCUAAUGCUCACGAAUCGCAGGUUCUUUUUAAUGUAUUUGACUCUUUAGUAAAUCCCUGUGAUGCUGUCUGUAUUGAUCCUUCAUCUUCUCUGUCUGAGGACUUUCUGCAGUUCUUUGUCAAUAAGAUUUCUGCUCUUAGGUCCUCAUCCUCCCAGUCUGUUCAGGACCCCUCUGUUCCUUCAGCUAGCUCAGCUGUCUUUCAGCAGUUUGAGCCUGUUUCCCGCUCAACACUUCAUGAAAUAGUGGUAAACUUACGUCCUGCUAACUGUCCAUCUGAUAGCAUUCCUUCCUGUUUGUUUAAAGUGGUUUUUAAUACAGUUCAGUCUUUUAUUUUGCCUCUCCUUAAUCGGUGUCUCAGCUCCAGAAGUGUGCCUCCUUCAAACAUGCCACAGUGCAGUCUCUCUUGAAAAAGAAAAAUAUGGAUCCCUUGGUUUUGUCCAAUUUUAGGCCAAUAUCCAAACUCCCUUUUAUUUCCAAAGUGUUUGUUUAAGAGAAAAUUGUUUUUAACUAAUUUUUACAAGGGGCAAAUGUUUGUGAACUGUUUGAGUCUGGUUUAAAGUCUCUUCACGGCACUGAAACUGCUCUUUUAAAAGUUUUUAAUGAUCUUUUGACAAACCUUGAUUCUGGUAACUGUGCCCUUUUAAUCCUCCUUGACUUGACAGCAGCUUUUGACACGGUGGAUCACUCAAUCCUCCUAUCAGGCCUUGAACAUUGUGUAGGCAUCAAAGGCACUGCUUUGAGCUGGUUCAGAUCGUACCUCUCUGAGAGAUCUUUCUCUGUGCACAUGGGCCAGUUUUCUUCCACAGUUGCCCCUCUGACGUGUGGAGUCCCCCAAGGGUACGUUCUGGGUCCCCUACUGUUCUCCCUCUAUAUGCUACCCUUGGGGUCAAUUUUUAGAAAGCAUGGUGUUUCUUUUCACUGUUUUGCUGAUGAUUUGCAGGUUUAUUUGCCUGUUAAGGUCCCGACCAAAGACCCUCUGCAGGUCAUGCUGAACUGCAUGAAUGAUGUAAAGACAUGGAUGGAUCUUAAUUUUUUAAAAUUAAAUGAAAACAAAACAGAGGUCAUCCUGUUCAGUCGUCCUGACCUGGUUCAGGUCCUUGCCAGCUCCUUUGGCUCACUGGCACCUUACAUAGGGUCUCAUGCCAGGAAUCUUGGUUUUAUUAUUGAUGAUGAUUUUAAUCAUCAAAUCUAGCUUUUAGAUUAUUGUAAUUCCCUGUAUGUCGGCAUUGGCAAAUCAGAGCUCAACGGCUUGCAGCUCAAUUAGGAUGCUGCAGCUCAUCUCCUAACUGGGACCAAGAAACGGGAGCACAUAACUCCGGUGCUUGCCUCUCUUCACUGGCUCCCUGUUAGGUACAGGAUCGAUUUUAAGAUUCUUUUAUUUGUUUUUACGUCUCUGAAUGGGCUGGCCCCAUAAUAUCUCUCUGACCUUGUUAAACUGCGCCAGCCCUCCGGAGCCCUGAGGUCAGCUGAUCAGGUGGUUUUGGACGUUCCUCGAUCCUUUUUAAAAUCUAGAGGAGAUAGAGCAUUUUCUGUCAUGGCUCCCACUUUGUGGAAUGCUUUACCCCUUACAGUGCGCAAUUUUAAAACACUUCUGAAGACGCACCUGUUCACUUUAGCUUUUGGGGAAGUAUAGCUACUUUUACUGGGUAUUUUAUUUAUGUGUAUGUAUUCUUGUUUUAUGAUUUUAUAUGUUUUAUGCUUUUAUUGUUUUAAUAGUUUUUAUAGUUUUUAUUGUCUCUGGCUAUUUUACGGUAAAGCACUUUGGUAGGCCACUGGCUGUUUUUAAAUGUGCUAUAUAAAUAAAGCUGACAUUGACAUUGACAACCAACCAGGCUGCUUCUUGAGGGGAUAGAAUAACCAAUCAGCAUGUUCAAACACAGAUGACUGUCUAACACGAGUCUGGUUCUGCUAAAGGUUUCUGCCUCUUUGAAGGAAGUUUUUUCAUUGCCACUGUGACUGGCUAAGAUGGGACUCAGUCUUGUCUCAUCUUUACAUCUGGUCUUAGUGAAUACCAUGAAGAGUAUUGUCUAGACCACAUUUUCUGUUCAGUACGCUACUGGUCAAAAGUUUAAGAACACCCUGAAUUUUCCAGAAUUUUAUUGAAAAUGAUGCAGUUUAAUGUAAAAUUAAUGCAUAGAAAAAAAUAAACAAUUGAAGUUGAAAAAGAAAUCAUUGAAUCAAUUUAGAAACGAAAAUGCAUUCUAAACUUUUGACGCAUCAAAGUAGCCCCCUUUGACAAAUAUAACAACUGAACCCACUUGUGGUAUUCUUCCGACAAUGGAAAUCAAAUAUUCUUCAGAGAGUUCUUCCCAACUCUAUUGCAGAAGUUUCCAUAAAUAUGUAGCACUUGUAGGUUGUUUCGCUUUCACUUCGCUUGUUUUUUUUCACUCCUCUGUCCAGUUCAUCCAAACCAGCUCGAUGGGAUUUAAGUUUGAAGUCUGGCCAUUCCAUGUUUUCAAGCUUACCAUCUUGUUCUUCUGGCAUAGCUUGGACUUAUGUUUUGGGUCAUUAUCUUGAAUGGAUGAACCCCUGACCAACUUGGCACAUCGCAGAGGGUACUGCAUGGUGCUGCAGAAUGCUGUGGUACUUGUUUUGGUUCAGGGUGCCUUUCACUCUGUGCAAGUCGCUGACCCUGGAUUCAGUAAAACAGCUCCAGACCAUCACACUUCUUCCUCCAUGUUUGACAGUUGACGUCACACACUGAGAAACCAUCCUUUCGCCUACUCAGUAGCGUACAAAAAUCCUGCGUGAUGAACCGAAGAUUUCAAAUUUGGAUUCAUCAGUCCAUAACACCUUCUUCCAGUCUUCAGUAGUCUCUUGGCGGUGUUGGCAGUUUUGGUUAACCUUACCUUUUUUUACUUACCUCUGGCAGUUCUCCACUUACCUUUGUACCCUUUCAAGCUGUUUAUAGGACUUGAACUGUUUGAAUUUCAUUAAAAAACUGGAAAAAUUGGGGUGUUCUAAAACUUUUGACUGGUAGUGUAUGUAUUCAUUUAUGGUGAACAAAUUCAUAAUGUUGUGUUCAGCCUGAGUCCAAGUUGCACUAGCAAGAAGGGAUCUUUUUUUUCCCAGUAAGCUGUAUGUAAUCCAGUGGACAUAUAUUGUAAAUCUGAAUAUUUCUUUAUGUAUUUAUACUCCUCAGGAAGAGACCCCUUCCCUGAAGAUUGUUGACCAACAAGACCCCUCUGCACUGGUUGCCACAGAGGCUGCAGCCCCUUCAAGCCCAGCCCCUCAGGUCCUGGAUCACAAAGAGGAGGAUUCAAAAAGGGAGACUGUGGAUGAAGAGUGACCAAAGCUGUUGGAGUUUGAAUCAUCAUAAUUGAAAUUUAUCCGAUGAAACAGAAAACUUUCUCCUCCUUAACAUACGUAUGGCCUGAGGUGCCUAAAGCACCCAAAAAUCAAUGGGAGGAGGGUGCUAAUGCUUGUUGAGGUGCCUCUGAUGGGAGGAGGCAACUGUAUUUAUCAACAGUAAUCCUGCUCAUAUUAACAGCAAUAUACCAUAUAUAUAUAUAUAUAUAAAAUUCAAUAUACAGUGCAUUCUAAGAUGCUAUAAAAGCCUAUAUUUCUUAGGGGGAGAAUAAUAUAAAGUAUACCUCACCCAUUUUAAGCUAAGCCUUCUCAUUUUUUGCUACAUGCCUUCUUUUCGCCUUUCUGAAAGCUUUUUGGAUGAACUGUGGUGACAUGAAUGUGCAGAGCCUGCAGGUCAGGUGUGUUUGGGUGUGGAAGAAGUAUGUUACCAAGGAUACGGGAAUACGGGAAUAUGAACUCCCUCUGCUUGCUUAAAUGCUUUGACUCCAUCUUGUUGGUAAGACUCUAACCUCCAUCAGUUGUUUGAUGCAAUCAGUUGAUCAAUCAAAGAUUGCUCUGCUGUGAUAUUGGUAGAGCCCUGAGGGACAUCUGGAAUCUCAGGUAAUCCAAAAAUAUGAUGGAUAAAGAUAUUGAAGAGUUAUCUUGACAUCCUGUUUUCUUCAUUUUGAUCCUUAUCCUCUAAACUGUGUUUAACCAAAACAGGAUGUGUUGUUUAUACCUUUUUAUAUUAGCAAAACAAGUGUAGGACAGUAUAUCAUAUAAUCUCUUUGCCUUUGUUCUUUGUUAUACUGAUUGCUGCUGUUGGGUCAUUUUUGUAGUCCAUCCAGUUCAAAGUCUGUCAUUAUCCUCAUCUCAGCCAGUGAAGCUAGAGUAGUUACAUAAUAAUUUUUUUGUUUGUUUGUUUGUUUGAAACGUUUGAAAGAACGAUAAACCAAUGUGAUCAAAAUGUGUUAGCAGACAUAAUGCAAGCACUUUCUAUUGGAAUAAGCUAAAGCUUAUGCUCAAGUAAGUUUAUAUGACUGCAGUGCUGCACUUCAAAGUGGAUCUCACUUUAAAGAAAAAAAGGGGGGAGUUACAGACUGUACCUGCAUCUGACAUGUACAUAAUCCAGAGAAUAUACACAUUUCUGGGUGCUUUUCUUCAACUACAUUAACACCAUAUAUGAACUGUUAUUUGUCAAUCUUAAAGCUGACUUAAACUCUGCAUUCCUUAGUCCCCUCAUAUUUACUGGCCAAAGGCCUCGGGAGUUGCUCCCUGACAUGUUCAUGAAAUGGACAAAGACUUUGUUCUCAAAUGUUUGUUCUCAGGUGGCAUCCAACAGGAUGCUGCCAUGUUACCUCCUAAUGCCAAAGCUAUGCCAAGGUAGAGAUGAGCUACAGAAUAAACUGUGCUUUCAGGAACAGGACAUGACACAGUCACAACUCUAGAGAUAUCAAGUACGUAGAUGUUUAUUUGCUCAGAACAACACUAGCCAACUCUAGCUUACCUCAAAAUAACUCUUGUGUCAUGAAUGUGUUAAAAAGGCUUACUGUCAGAGAGCUGACAGGGGUCCUCAUUGUAAGUGUUGAUGAAACUGACAGUGUUAUGUAGCAUUAAUAACGAUGGGGUUUGACCUGCAUUGUUGAUGUAUAAUCACCUCAGAGAGUCCUCCCGUCCAGUUUUGGAUGGGAACCCUAGAGCUGCACGCUGUUUCUGACUUACAUGCUCCUCUCUUUCUGCUUUUAUCGGACAUUGAAAAACAAGAAUUAAAAUAAAACUGUUAACAAUGUCUCUGAUUUGUCUUGAUUUAUUUUAAAUCAUUUAAGGUUUAGCACAUUGAGUUGGUUUUGAGAAAACUACCUCUCCCUCUUUGUGACAAUAUGGC